AUGCUUUUGCCCAUAUUUAAGACCCCUAAGCCUCGGCUGAAAUUUGCCCCGGACGCUCAAAUCUCUAUCAUGCACGACUAUCCUAAUGAGCACAGCUUUCUCGAUAGUCCAACAGACUGCCUGAGAAAUACAGCUUCAGCUUUUGACCAGCAUGACCGAUCUCUAAGGACGCAUUCUCGGGCUAAGUUACUCAGCUUCCCCACCAGUUAUACAUCCGAAACUUAUUUUAAUUGCCUAGUCUCCAAGCAGGCUCCUGGUGUAGCCCCUAAUUUCUGGCGAGCUAGGGAAACACGAGGCCUGCGCCCAUAUAUAGAAACCCAUGAGGUUCCAUGCGCUGAUACGCUGGGGACAAAAGGCAUUCCAACCACGUGCUUAGAUUCGUACAAGGCGGAGGAAGAACAAAAUAGACAAGAUGAGCAUGCGUACCAGCGUUGUAUCCAGCAGAUACCACCUGAAGCUAAAUCCAACGCAAUUCGGGUCUUUACGCCUUGCAUAUAUGAAGAAGUUUAUUCCAGCACAGUAAUUAACCAAAUCGCCGAUCCAGAGCCACUGGAUCCGGGCUCCUUGAAACCAUCCUACGGGGCUAGCAGCCUUUCCCAAAGCCCUUAUCAGAGGAGUAAGGCUAAAUGCAUUACUGGAGAAGUGACAGGGGACGAAGGGCGUGGAGACGAUGUUUUUAAGAAGGCAGAUAGGGUCGGAUUGGUUGAUUCAAAUACUGUCCGCCAGGUUUUUACUGCUUUGCGCAGCGGCAUCUCUAAGGGCAAACCUUUUCCUACGGUGAGUUUAGCUGCCUUCUUCGGUUUGCAGCAGCAAUUAUUGCAGCCUAAGCAGCAGGGAUAUUCAAGAGAAUGCUCUUUGCCAAUGCUCUUGCGCAGCCGGAAGUCAAACAAUGACCGAUAUCACAAUAUUUACACCGAGCAACAUAGGCUGCUGGACACUGAGCACAAGAUUUUUACCACACCAGCUAGUAGUAGAACUACCACUCUAACUUCAUUGUCCUGUCCAUCCUUCUCAUCAGCUCUCAGCAGUCCAAUUCAUCUUGAGGCAAAAGCUGUCAAAGACCGGGCCAAUGAUAUAUCUAAAAUCGAAACCUUUACAGUCGCCUCUGCACCAGGUAUCCGCUUGGUACCUAACUGCCAAAGUAGUCCCAGACUGGAGGGUGCCGACUUGAGAUGUGAAGCAGCUGUUUGCAUGGAUGGCAUAAUAGAAUUAGGCCUAAAGCAGACAAGAGGAGCCGCUUGCCUCACUGGUCAGAUAGAGGCUGGACUGAACUGCGGAAACAGACAGCAGGGUAAGACACUAGUUGGGAAAUAA
Molecule: messenger RNA, 1314 nt
Organism: Protopolystoma xenopodis
Lineage: Eukaryota; Metazoa; Platyhelminthes; Monogenea; Polystomatidea; Polystomatidae
Source: the annotation of a GenBank genome assembly